This is a messenger RNA of Gaeumannomyces tritici R3-111a-1, 1803 nucleotides long. RefSeq lists its product as hypothetical. Gene Ontology annotation, molecular function: transmembrane transporter activity. The record is from RefSeq and is a predicted model, not a curated record. The transcript has 6 exons. Gene Ontology annotation, biological process: transmembrane transport. NCBI's taxonomy places the organism in Eukaryota, Fungi, Ascomycota, Sordariomycetes, Magnaporthales, Magnaporthaceae. The coding region runs from base 81 to 1772 and encodes 563 amino acids.
GCAGCAGCAGCAGCAACAAUCCGCAGCCGAAUAACACCACAGUUGCGGUCAAACGGUCCCCGAGCCCACAGCUUCCCGCCAUGGAGUCUUCUGAGCACCAAGAGCCUUCGGCGCCGCGCCCUGGAGACCCCGGACAGUUCCUCAGCCCGCUGCCUCUGAGUCUGCUCUUCCUCGCUACCUCACUCACUGGCUCGCUCGUUAUGAUGUACGCCUUGAUCAUCGCCACGGCUAUCCCAUCCAUUACGUCGGCAUACGGUACCAUCGAAGAUCUGGACUGGUAUAGCACCGCAUAUCUUUUUGCAACGUGUGCGGUGCAGCCGCUCGUCGCCAAGCUCUACGAUUUCUUCCGCCUCAAGGAUGUUUAUGUCGGUAGCAUCAUUCUGUUCGAGAUCGGAAACCUGAUAUGCGCGCUGGCCCCGACGAGCGCCACGUUCAUCGGCGGCCGCGCCGUGGCCGGCCUCGGUGCCGCCGGCCUCUUCACCGGCGGCCUGGUCAUACUGACGGCCGCCUCGCCGCCAAAGGUCCGCCCCAUGCUCAUCGGCAUGGGCAUGGGCCUCACCAUCGUCGGCGGCGUCGUCGGCCCCCUGGUGGGCGGCGCCAUCACGGAGCACCUCGGGUGGCGCUGGUGCAUGUGGAUCUUCCUCCCGCCCGGCGCCGUCUCCGCCGCCGUCUUCCUCCUGAUCCGGGUGCCCGAGCAGCGCAAGAAGCUGCCCGCCCGCGCGGUGCUGCCCACCCUGCACACGUCCCUCGACCUCAUCGGCUUCGGCCUGUUCGCGCCCUCGGCCGUCAUGCUGCUGCUGGCCCUCAGCUGGGGCGGCGGGCGCCACGCGUGGGGUACGCCCAUCAUCAUCGGCCUGCUCUGCGGCGGCAGCCUCCUCGCGCUCGUCUUUUGCGCCUGGGCCUGGUAUAGGAACGAGAAGGCGCUGAUCCCGCCCAACGUCAUCAGAAAGACCGUCGUCUACUGCGGCUGCGCCGUCGCCUUCCUGCAGGUCGGCGCCUUCGCGACGCUGGGCGACUACCUGCCCCUCUGGUUCCAAUCUGUGCUGGGGGCGUCUCCCACCAACAGCGGGCUGAUGUUGCUGCCCACCAUGAUCACGCAGCUCCUCGCCACCAUCUUUUGUGGUCUCCUCUUCAACAAGUUUGGAUACGCACCAGCCUGGGCACAGACGGGCAACAUCCUGUCCGCCAUCGGCUCCGGCCUCUUGACGACCUUCAACCCGUCCACCAGCCAGGCCGAAUGGAUCGGGUACCAGAUCCUGGUCGGCAUCGGGCGCGGCUUCGUCAUCCAGAUACCCCCGAUCGUGCUGCAGAACCACCUGCCGGGAGAGGAGCUCGCGACCGGCACGGCCCUGCUCGUCUUCUUCCAGUACUUUGGCAGCGCCGUCUUCCUCUGUAUAUCCAAGACGACGUUUCUCAACAGCCUCUACGGCGCCCUGGCCACGGGCAGCCCCGGGGUGGACCCCCAGAGCGUCGUCAGCACCGGGGCGACGGAGCUGGCCAGCAUCUUGACCCCAGAGCAGUACCCGGCCGUGAUAAGAGCGUACAGCGAUGCACUGGUCACAACCUUUUGGCUCUCGGCAGCAGCCAGCAUCACUGCCUUCUUCUUUAGCUUUGGUCUUGGUUGGAAGAAGGUGACGUUGCAGACAAAGAAGCUCAUGGGUGGCGAAAAGGACUCCAAUGGCCCGGCCUCGGACACCUCGGGCACCGGGCCCGCGAAACACGGGAAUACGGGGUCGAAUAGCACUGAGCGGGUGAAGUCUGGCACUGCCUGAUGGCAUAGCAUGUACUUGGCCCUUGGCUGUA